GUCACAUGAAUGAAUAAUCACUCGAGUCUUUUCUUACGGAAAAUCCUACGACAUGGGAUUACAUUAUUUUUCAGUUUUUGGUGCGCUGUUUGCGUUGUUUGCGCUACGAGUAAGCGCUGCUCCUUUACAUAUCUUGCUGGUGGUUAUAGAUGAUUAUGGUUGGAGCGAUGUUGGGUUCCAUGGCUCCAAAAUAAAAACCCCAAACAUGGAUCGGCUUGCUUCUGAAGGAGUCAUACUGGAUAACUAUUACGUGCAACCGAUUUGCACACCGACUAGAAGCGCUCUUCUAUCCGGUAGAUACCCGAUACAUACAGGUAUGAUAAUGUACUUGCUUUAAUGAAUAAGAUUUCAUUAUUUUAUUACUAAAAUAUUUGGCUAAUUACACAUGUCGAUUUUUGUUGCUGGGGGAGGUAGGAAGGCGAUAUUGUCUGAUUCUUGGCAAGGGUGGUGGUGGGGCAACAACUUUGUGCCAAGAAUGUCAACAAUACAGAAGCCUGUGUAAGGAUCUCGGUCUUUGUAGAUGAGAGAAAAAAUCGAACGAGAAGCGAAAAAAACGCGCAAGCAGCGAAAAAGCUAGCGAGCGAAAAACGGCGGGAAUGGGGAAGGGGAGAUCACCUCACUCUCUCUUCCAAGUCCUCACGCGGUUUUUCGCACUUUUUUCUUUUGAUCCGUUUUCCCCACUAUCUUGGAGCCUGGAACAGGCUAAGAAUACCGCGACACAUACAAUUUAAAAGGAGUUAUUUCACGCAAUUUUAAGUUUUAUCAGUUUAAAAAGGUAAAAAGUGACUUCCAUUUAUUGAAUUCCAAAAGUAACAGGGGCACCCCACGAGAAUGUAGUUCAAAACCACUUAAACAUAGCGUUGUUGAACGUAUUUUAGUAUUUAAACGGUAGAUAUAGGCAUAUUUUUAUUCCCUAAAAAUUUUUCAUCUGUUCGGAUUUCCUAGCUUAAAGUCUAGUGAUCCGAAAAUUCUAGGGAUCAAAACUUACCUUUUCGAAAAUUUCAGCCAGAAAAAAGGCUCCCGAAAAUUAUAGGUGACCUAUUUACGGUAAAAAUCCGUUAAAAAUGGGUAAUUAUACCAUGUUUGGGAGGUUCGAAAAUCCUAGGAGAGGCAUGCAAGCAAGAAAUUUAACAACAAAUGUUCCGAAAAUUCUAGAUCUCAAAUCGUCUUCCGUACAGAUAUUUUCCAAAAAUUGUCGUUGGGUGCCCCUGAAGUAAUGACUAUAUUACGGAUUGUUUCCUGUCGUCUGUUGCUAUGGAUGACGAGGAUGGACACCGGCCGAUUGAAACUUAAGAAAGUUUGGCGAACUUUUUCAAGUUUUAAUGCUACGUCUGCGAAAAUCACACAAAAAGCUAAUGGUGUAUAGUGCUACCUGGGUAGUUUGUUCGAUAUCUUCUUCACCAUUUUGUGUUUUGUAAAGGCGCUAAGUAAUGACUUGAACGCAUAACUGACCUAAAACAGCGUAGGCGCUUUAACUCGCUGGAAAAUUAUCAUGUUGCCAAUAUUGUCAGAAGUUCGAGUCCCGAUGAAGUCCUUAAUCUUUUCCAAAGUUACAAAAAUUACAUUCGUGUCCUAAUAAGCAUUACUUAUUUUUUAAAUUCUUUUUUCACUGUUGUCUUCGAUUCAGGUCUUCAGCAUGGAGUGAUACGUCCUACAGAGCCUUAUGGACUUCCACUGAAUUUUACCACCUUACCGCAGCAGCUCAAAAAAGCUGGUAUGACAUUUAUUGCAAACAUAAGUCAUUAGUUUUGUCGCAGUGAGAAAAGUAGAUCCUCAAACUCGUUCCCAGUGCUUUUUCCCUUUUGGAACGAGGUUGGCAGAACUUGGCUUAAUGACUCAUGACUGUGCAAAUUUCAAUAUUGUCCGAGAAAAAUAAAGAUGGUCUACGGACGGUGGGGAAUUAGCAUUGUCACUAAGAACUGUCCAUCAUCAAGGUGAUAGUAUAAGGAGAAUUUCUGCUCGGCCUGCAUAGGUGUUGCUUGGUACUUAAAUGGAAGGUGAUGAGGUGGUAUAUAGUGCAAGCCUUUUGGGUGAUAGGGAAGUGUGGCGAGUUAGAGUAAGGGCCCGUUUCUAAUACUGAAUUAAUUUUGUUGUUGUUGAUGAUGAUGAUGACGAUGAUAAUGAUGAUGAUACGAUGACGAUAAUGAUAAUGAUGAUGAAGGUUAAAUAAGCUAGACUUUGAAUCACUAACAGAUAAAAAAAAGAACUCCGACUCUAAAUAGAUAUUUGAGUUUGCGUUUGUAGCGGAGGGCGACAAGUUCUAAACUAGAGUUGUUAUAUCCUAAGAGACCUUGCAGCAGAUAGUAGGGACAAAAAAGAGUAUGAAGCCCGGUGGUUUGAAAAAUCUCCUAGCCUCUAUACUGAAACAAAACAGCCGGUUUUUUCAGCUCUCUACUAGGGCCGGACUGCAACGAUAACAGAAAUGUAAUUUGUUUUACGUCAGGGUAUUCAACGCAUAUAGUGGGAAAGUGGCACCUUGGAUAUUAUGAAUGGCCAUAUACUCCUACUUACCGCGGCUUUGAUUCAUUUUACGGAUUUUACAUGGGAGCUGAAGACCACUUUAACCAUGAAAGAAAAGGCAUAGUUGACCUACGUGACAACAAGGAACCUGUUAAAGAUAAGGAAGGUGUAUAUUCAGCCAGACUUUUUGCUAAGGUAAUCCUUGUUUGAGGAGCAAGGCUGGCGCAGUGGUGAGAGCACUCGCCUCUCACCAAUGUGGCCCGGGUUCGAAUCCUUGCGUCGGCGCCUUAUGUGGGUUGAGUUAGUUGUUGGUUCUCCCUUGCUCCAAGGGGCUUUUAUCCGGGUAGUCCGUUUUUCCCUUCUCCUUAAAACCCAACACUUCCAAAUUCCAAUUCUAUCUGGAACGCACGGACAUGCUUCGACGAGUUCUUUUGAGAACUUAGGAGUUCUUAAAAGAACUCCUAAGUGCUCUGUGGAUAAACAAAUCAGUUACAACAAUUACAAUUUGUUUAAAACGGCGAUCAUCGCCAUCACGGUUCAAUUUGAAAAAUCAUACCAAUGUGAUCUCGAAGACCUCAGAUAGUCAAUGAAAAGGUACCCAUAUCCCAAAGAUCUCGGAUAGUGAUUUUGAAAUCUUGUCAAGUUGCCAAGAUAAACUAGAGAAAAAGAGGUUUAAUCGUCCGUUAACAAGCUCGACAUUUGGAAAACGUAUGAGGCCUGGUUAGAAAUGCGUCGUCUAUAACGAUACUUUUCUUGCCAUUUUUGCCACAAUAUAGCCUACUUAUAUAGUAUUGGCAUCUCUAACAGAGGAUAAUUGUCCUAUUGUCCUCUCGUGGUAUGUGGCAUGCUAUAUAAAGAUAGUCAUUUAGAUUUUCGUUGAAUUUCACUUUCUCGCCAUUAGCCUGCGAAAACAUCCGUUUCUCCUCGCUCUUCGCCGCUGGGAACGUUUCGCGCGGAGGAACGUCUGCGACUCAGCGGCAGAAAUUCCAUACUGAUGACGCAAAUCAAUGUUUACAUAAUAAAUACGGUAGUCAUGGGGUUCUAAAUAUAAAUUUGUCCAGUUUUAUGUGUCUUCUGGUCGGUUUUGGUAAAGUGUUGUGUUCAUCUGCCAACGAGCUCCAGCAAAACUCAAAUACGUCUUCUAGAGAAGACUAUAUUCCACAAAUCUAGACUGUUUUAUUGGAGAUUCUUUGCGUUUACAUUUGGCCUUUGUGGCCUUUUGUCUUUUGUCUGUCAUUAGUAAACAAUAGCUAAAACAAUGUAACUACUCCGUCGACCAAUCAGCGCUUCUGACCGGAUUCCGGACAGAUUUUACGUCAUCAGUAUGGAAUUUCUGUCGCUGAGUCGCAGACGUUCCUCCUCGCAAAACGUCCCCAGCAGCGAAGAGCGAGGAGAAACGGACGUUUUCGCAGGCUAUCUCGCCAUGAUCUAUCACUAAACCACCGGCAAUAGUUUGUGAAAGCCCUAAGCACUUUUAACUUUUUUACCCAUUAGGAAAGGUCUUAAACAUUGGUUAUUUUACACCAACGAACGUACUGUAUCUGGGCCUAAGUUAAGGACGUUUGUAAAGAACUUUCGAAAAACGUCCUCAAGACCGUUGUUUUUGUCCAAAAGCCUCAUCUCUUGUUUAAAGAAUAUUGCACUCAUGUCAGGGCCAACAGAUCUGUUCCUCAAAAUAUCUGUUCUUCAACUAAAGUUUUGCUGACUAGGAAAUGUGGGACAAAUAAUAUGUCCUUAGAAGGAAAGCUUUGCUGAGAAAAAGAUAGUUCCGGGUAUGUAAGGGGAUUUGAUGAAAGGAAUAGCGGCUAUUGCCUAUAGAUACAUGCAUACAUGUUUUGUUUAUUUGGAGUCUUAUACAAUAAAUAGUAUAUCAAUUAUUCAAAUAACUUAAAGUACAAACAACAAAAAAUUCCUAACCAUAUAUGGCUAAUAAGUUAUUAAUCAAUUAAGUCAUAGAGUAUUUACUUUUUUGCCGUCUUCCCCUUUCCUUUUUUCAAAGCAUUCGAAUAUAUGUUUUGCUAUUAGUUUUUGUAUUUUAGCAUUUCCGCCAGGGGGGUUUAUUAGAAACAUGAAGAUUUUGUUAGGUGACAUUCUGCUUAUUUUUAUUCUAUAUUCUUUUCCCAAAUAAUCUAGUAACGAACACCGUUUUUCCUACAUAUGCCUAUAUGUCAUAUACCUCUCCCCCCCAACUUAAAGUCUGAAUUUUUCUUUAUGACCUGUCUCCUGGGAAACUUCCCAGUAAGUCAGGUUCAAGGUUGUAGGUGCACCUUGCUGGCUGGGAACUUUCCAUCAGUCUUGCUGGGAAUGAGGAACAGAUAGAUUUUUCCCAAAAUGCUUAAAAUGGUUUCAGACAGCUUUAUCUAUGCUUUGUUUUUGCAUUUAGGUCUUUUUCUCAAAAUUUCCCGUUGGGUGCCCCUGACAUGUUGAAACUCUUACUGACAGUAGUCUCUGAAGUUCAAGCCAAGCCGACACUUUGGGCAGGUACCAAAGAUCUUCCCCUUUUACCUUUUCUUUUCAGCAAGCAGAAAAUGUGAUCCUAUCACACAACUCCUCAAGACCAUUGUUUUUAUAUCUACCAUUUCAAUGUGUGCACGCUCCUACAGAAGCCCCUCAAGAGUAUAUUGACAAAUAUAAAUUCAUUGAAAAUAAGACAAGAAGAGAUUACGCAGCAAUGGUUGAUAUUGUGGAUGAAGCCAUAGGAAAUGUGACUCAAGCUAUGAAAAAGGCUGGGUGAGUAGCUCCACCUACCUGGCUAUAUAAUUCCCGGGGGUGCUCCCAGUGGCAGAUCCAGACCUUCAGAUAAAGGAGGGGGUGGGGGUAAUUCAGACCCCGAGAUAACGGGAGGCGGUCUCAAAAUAACUUUUAUACCGCCCUUCGGGCCUCAGUUUGGUCUAAAAAUAAGGAGGGGGGGGGUACCCGGGCCCCUCCCCUGGAUCCGCCACCCAUACGGGUAUGCGCCGCCCCAGGGUAUGGUUUUUACGCCGUAUCGGUCUGAAAGCGGGUGUCCACUUUGCCCGUUUGAUCUGGAAUAGGGUGUGGUUUUCGAGGGAACUACGAGUGUGUAUGAACGUAUUUGUCGUUUGAGUUCCAAAUGAAUAAGAAAGAAAGAGUAAUAUGGAUUUGAAGAGAUCAUUUGUGGCAACCAAAUCUAAGUAAUAAUGAUAUAAUUUCCUCGGUCUAAAAACGGGUAUUGAUUGUAGAGGCCAGGUCUGAAAACAGGUGUUGGACAUGAUAUUAUUUGGUCUGAAAUAGGGUCAGGACCGAGCGGCAUAUCCCACCAAGAAAUCCUAGGAGUAUCCCCGCGAUAUAAACAGGCAGCAAAGCCUGGCGGCUUAGGUUGCUGCGUUUCAAUUCGGCCGGUGUCCAGGGUUCCAGUCCUAGUCUGAGUUCAACUACUCGGUUAUGCUACAAUAUUGGACAGAAUAAAAUGGAACAGCAAUCCUCCAUCCCCCCAGGAAUCAAGUACAAAGCCUCAGGAAGGUCAAAACGCGCCCUUUUCCCAUCCUUAAUUUGCGGAGAGGGAGGGGAAGGGAGGGUCUAAAUGUUCCGUCUAUUUUGUCCAAGAUUGUAGCCUGCGUAGCAAGCGCAUAAAACAUUUACGGCGCAAGGUAGGAGGUGGUGCGUGUAGGGGAGUGUGUCGUGCGUGCCCUCCUCUGUCGAACGAAUCAUUUCACUCGCGCUGAACAUCUGUCUACCACGCAGGCUUCAAUUUUUUAUUAUUCAAUUGACCUAGCUGCGGCUAUUUAAAUCGGUGCGAGCGCUGAAUGAAAAGUUCACCAAUCGUAGCGAUUAUAUGGAUACAUCACUUUAAUGAUCGUCGAAUUGAUAGCAAGUGCUGAAAAAGACGUUUGCAUAUAUCCGCUCCACAGUUGCCACAAUCGCUCAGAUUUCAGUGAUCACAGCCAUUCGGAACACCAACUGUUAAAACGAAUUUCGUUUGACCUCCCAAAAUGGAGUUGAAAAGUCCAAUACAUGGAUUCGUCGUUGUCUAAGGCUUCUCCAGAAAUCUUGAGCAAUCUUUCUUCAGUUGGCAAUGCUUUGAGCGUACGCUAAACCAAAUAAAAUUUUGCGCUAAUUCUAUCUAUGCGCUAUUGAUCAUGGAACCCUCCAUGACAUAACCCCUUUAACCUAAAACUAUUUUGUAAUAUUUUUCACAGUAAUAGGCAAUUAUUGGAUGAGAUUUUUGUGAUAUCCGGAAUAUCCAAGGUCGAGGUAAGUGUUAUCAGCCGAGUCAAAGGCCGAGGCUGAUAACACUUAACGAAUCUAAUACUUGUUUUAUUAUACAAUGUUUUGGAACAAACAACUACAAAUACACCGUCGCAUUGCUUUUGGAAAUCAUGCAUUGCGCUCGCAACCUACAGGUUAGUCAGUUAUCUGCUAGUAGAUAACUAACCAAUCUGUAGGUUACGCUGAUUUUUAAAAUUAACUGGAGGAUCUUAGCCAAUGAGAAGAUAGAUAGUGAGUACAGUGUAUAAUAAUACUAUUUAUCAAGUUGCCUAUUUUCUUGUAGUCUAUGGGACGACACCUUGUUGAUUGUUUCUACCGAUAACGGAGGUAUUCCAAGUAGCGGAGGUUAUAACUGGCCCCUCCGUGGAUACAAAGGCAGCCUGUGGGAGGGAGGGGUCAGAGGAGUUGGAUUUGUCCAUGGAAAAAUGCUUCAGAGAACUGGCGUCAAGUGCAAAGAACUCCUUCACGUGACAGACUGGUACCCAACCCUUCUCUAUUUGGCAGGUAAAGUUAAGGUUGUUUGCCACUCAUUGGACCAUUUACAAAACGUUUCCGAAAAAUCCGGUUGAAAAGUAAGCCAAACUCUACUUUUGGGGUCGUAGCCUGCGAAAACAUCCGUUUCUCCUCGCUCUUCGCCGCUCGGGACGUUUCGCGCGGAGGAACGUUUGCAACUCAGCGGCAGAAAUUCCGUACUGAAGACGCGAAUCAAUGUUUACAUAAUAAAUCCGGUAGUCAUGGGGCUCCAAAUAUAAAUUUGUCCAAUUCUACGUUUCUCCUGGUCGAUUUUGGGAAAGUGUCGUGUUUAUCUGCCAACGAGCUCCAGGAAAACUCAAAUGCUUCUUCUAGAGAAAACUAUGUUCCAUAAAUAUUGACUGUUUUGUUAGAGAUUCUUCCCGUUAUAUUUUGACCUUUGUGGCCUUUUGUCUUCUGUCUGUCACAAUAGCUAAAACAAUGUAACUACUCCAUCGACCAAUCAUCGCUUUUGACCGGAUUCCGGACAGAUUUUUUGUCAUCAGUAUGGAAUUUCUGUCGCUGAGUCGCAGACGUUCCUCCGCGCGAAAAGUCCCCGGCGGCGAAGAGAGAGGAGAAACGGAUGUUUUCGUAGGCUAUUUGGAUCGUUCCAGAGGAAAAUUUCUAGGAGCAGCGGAACGUCUGAAAAGGUACUCCAGGGGUGGUGCUUACCAUUUACACAAACAACCCUGGUGGAAAUCUUGUUAAUGAACAUAAUGCUUUAGAAUUUGGUGUGGUGGGACAAUGACCCACCACAAAUUAUAUCGAAAUCAACUGAACAGACUGAAAAGUGUAGAAAAAUUGCAUCGCCUCAAAUUACAGCCCAUAUUUUCUGAAGCUUCUCAAUAAACCGAAUGGUGAGAACCAUUUGAUUUUGCAACAGGAUUCUCCGGUUUUCCCAUGUACAUGGUAAGUACCCCUGUUCUAAAGGGACAUUCAUGUUCCAUUUCUUCAAAGCCAUCUUUGACACCUUUCUCGGGCUUUCGCGGCCAUUUUGCGAUAAAUUAAGGUGAUUUGUACAAAAUGCUAAACGCGAUUCCGGGAAGAAAUUUACUAGUCCCGAAUUUUACUUACCAUUGCACCUGCACCUGCACCUAUCCCGUAGUCAAUGACCGUUGGGGCGCCACGGAUGUGGCAACCCUCUCCGUCCAAAUUAUUUUGUUUUCAGCUUCUCUUACGACGUUGCAAAACUUCAACCCUGUCCAUUCAGCGAUAUGGUUCCCCCAACGCUUCUCUUGUCGGCCCCUUCUUCUCCCUCCUUGCACUGUUCCUUGUAAAAUCGUCUUGGCAAGCCCUGAUGAUCUUAAUACAUGCCCAAACCACUUUGACUUGCAUUUCGACUGGUUUGCCCAUGUCAAUGGUAAACAACCUUUAAGUUUCCUUGUGUUUUUCACAUGGGUUUUGAUUUUACACCUAGCAACAGCUGUUCAAAAGGUGGAUAGAAGUAUCCUCUGGAUAAAUUCUACUCAAUUCCAAUUUUUUAGGCAUUAAAGACGAUGGGUCUCUUCCUCCACUGGAUGGCUUCAACAUUUGGCACAGCAUAUCUGAAGGAACUGCGUCGCCAAGAACAGAGAUUCUACACAAUAUUGAUUUGCCUUCAAGCAAAAGCGACUUCUCAAAAAUUGAUCCCCCCGGCUAUGAAGGCAUUGCAAUCCGUGUUGAUGACAUGAAGCUGUUAAUGAACGUCCCCAAUCUGACGUGGUACAAACCGCCGGAAUUACUCCCGCAUUUAACUAAUGAAGUCAGAAAGGUGCGUCCAAUUUGUUUCCGUAAUAUACGUAUCACCCUUAAUUCUUUGUGAUAUACUUAACACCCCUGAGUUCAUUCGUUCAGGGAUCUUUCCAUGAUAUAUAUACAAUCCUGAGAAAACGAAGAACAUGGUGAAAAAAUAAAAUAACAUCUGCAUCAUCCCAGCUUUCCCAUUUUAAAUCUUACCAGCGACUUCAAUGACUGAAAUUGAAAACUGCUGUUUCACACGUGGUUUUAUAAAGCGUCGUUCAGGUUCUAACACUGCUUGAAAGUGGUAUUUGGUGUUUGUUGGGGAGGCAAGGGUAGUUGUAUAAACUGUACAACUGUUAAUGUUUGAAAAUUCUACACAGGAACUGAGAGAGAAAUUGGUAAAAAGUCAGGAAAUCAUGCAUAGAAAUUUUUCUCAAAGUACGCUGAUGUACAUUGACAGUAUAGUAAGCCUGAAGCGCAAAAAGAAUAUAUGAGAAUACCAUUAACUACUACCGCGUAUAAGCCCCCCACCUCACCCCACUUAUAAGCCCGUCCCCCCAUUUAUAGGCCCGCAUACCUGUAAACAAAAAAAUACAUUCGGUUAUAUCAACCCCCCCCCCUCCCCCAGUAGCCCCCCUCUAGCUUGUAUUGAAAUAAAUUCGAUUUUGACGUCGUUUUGAGGCUCAAUAAGGCGAGUGAAUUCAAAACGUAUUUUGAUCAGCACUGUCAUGUAGCUUGUUUUGAGUCCGGUUAUGUAAGCCCUCUCGGUUAUUAGCCCCUCCCGUUUAUAAGCCCUCUCGGAUAUAAGCCUCUCCGGUUAUAAACCCCCUCGGAUAUCAGCCCCUCCCGUUAUAAACCCCCUUGGAUAUCAGCCCCCCUGGUUAUAAACCCCCUCGGAUAUCAGCCCCUCCGGAUAUAAGCCCCCUCGGAUAUAAGCCCCUCCGUUUAUAAGCUCUCCUAAAACCCCUUACGAAGUUGUAUAAGCCUAAGGCUUUUAAGAGGAAGUUUACAUUAGGUGGUUUUAAUAACAGUGUGCCUGUCAGAAGAAAAAAUAAUUUUACACAGUAAUGUAUCAGUUCUAAAAACUGCUUUGGCCUUCAAACGUAAAUUGUUUUACUGAGCCUUUGUACGAGAUAGCAGCUGAUCAUUGUUAAAUUUGGUUAACAGAAUUUCGAUGAUAACAUCAAAGUUGCCCUAUUCAACAUCACUGCUGAUCCAAAUGAACACACUGACCUCAGCGAGCAACUCCCGGAUGUGGUAAAGAAGUUACAGGACAGAGUACAGUAUUACAUGAAGGGGGUAGUCCCUCCGGGUAAAAAACCCGCUGACCCAAAAGCCAUGGAAAUGGCGCGUAAGAAAGGAUACUGGGGCCCUUGGAGAGGUUGAGAAGGUUACAAAUCUUGUAUUGCAUGCUCAUUUGCGGAUUGUUUUUAAGGUGAUGUUACACGAAACUAUUUACAACGACGAUUUUUAGCGCAACACAGCGUUGCAACAUUGUUG
This is a messenger RNA of Porites evermanni, 10416 nucleotides long. The record is from the annotation of a GenBank genome assembly. NCBI's taxonomy places the organism in Eukaryota, Metazoa, Cnidaria, Anthozoa, Scleractinia, Poritidae.